AUGCGGGCAGAUCGGCUUGGGGUAGCCACGAUUAGGCCAUCUGCCGUGACGGUGGUGAAGUAUUUGUUACCCAGGUGUACAUCCAGCACAGAGACGCAGGAGUAGAGGCCCCUGUCAAUGACACAUUCAUUUGUAGCGACUUGGGGGGAGAAAGGCGCAAACAGCGGCAUUUUCGAAGGGAUAGCAGCAGGGAGCAGCGAGGAGGACACAGAGGGCUACGCAGGGAAAGGAGAAGGAAGGACAUACAUGCCGUCACGAGGAAAGCCGCGAAAAAUAGCGGAAGGACGGGCAGGAUGGGCGCAAGUAAGACUUACAAAAAUAAGCCUUCUUCGAAGUGCAAUCUGGUAUAACUGGGCUGGAGCGAUACAGAGACACAGAGAGAAAAAGAGAGAAAGAGAGAGCGAGAACCACGGCGUAUGCGCACAAAAGAAUACCCCAUACGCCUUGUGCUUGCCCGUCGCUACACUUGAGCAGCUCCUCCAGUGCUUACCCAGAACUGGAGGAACGUUUUCUGGAAACAGCGAAGAUCCCCAAAGCAUUGUGCCAUCUCCUCCAAUGCAAACCACGAAGUCUACAGCGGCUCCCAAGCCGGGGGGAGCAGCCUGGCACCUUAUCGUUGGUCUGAAGUGUUUCGCAACAGCAGCAGCAGCAGCCUCCCGUGCAAGCCGUAAGCAGCAGCAACCGCAACAGCAGCAGAAGAAGAAACAGAAGAGGAAGAAACAGAAGAAGAAACAGAAGAAAGUGGGAAGACAGGGCGAGAAAGGGGCAAGGGACUGCGUGAGGCACCGCAAAAAACGCAAGACAGCUGCCUCCUCCGUUGCCUUCUUCCCUCGCAGUGUUCUCCGUCCUUUGUUUGCAAGGCAAAAGAAACACCGUGAGACGCUGCGAUAG
This is a messenger RNA of Cyclospora cayetanensis, 891 nucleotides long. RefSeq lists its product as uncharacterized. Lineage: Eukaryota; Apicomplexa; Conoidasida; Eucoccidiorida; Eimeriidae. The record is from RefSeq and is a predicted model, not a curated record. The transcript is spliced from 5 exons.